Molecule: messenger RNA, 1040 nt
Organism: Mus caroli (Ryukyu mouse)
Lineage: Eukaryota; Metazoa; Chordata; Mammalia; Rodentia; Muridae
Source: RefSeq, a predicted model, not a curated record
GGCGCUGCAGUGUACGCAGUUUCCAUGGGGACUGAACAUGGCGCCGCGAGGUGAGACUCUGGAGAUAAAAGAUUGUCCUCAACCCCCCUGGAAGUCCUGUUCUUUCUGAAUGGGUGGUACUAUGCUACCUAUUUCCUGCUGGAGCUCCUUAUUUUCCUGUACAAAGGGCUCCUGUUGCCGUACCCAACAGCCAACCUAGUCCUGGAUGUGGUGAUGCUGCUGCUUCAUCUUGGCAUUGAAGUCAUACGAUUGUUUUUUGGUACAAAGGGAAACCUCUGCCAGCGAAAGAUGCCCCUUGGCAUUAGUGUGGCCUUGACCUUCCCAUCUGCUAUGAUGGCUUCCUAUUACCUGCUGCUGCAGACCUACGUGCUCCGCCUAGAAGCUAUCAUGAACAGUAUCUUGCUCUUCUUUUGUGGCUCAGAGCUGCUGCUUGAGAUGCUCACGCUGGCCACCUUCUCCAGUAUGGACAGGAUCUGAAGUACAAGAAUUCCAGCUUGGUGACAACACAUAUCCAUCUGGUACUUCAGCCACACUUGUGAAAAGUGGUAGGUCCAGCUGACCUGGGAAAGGUUUGUGUGGUUUUUCCUCAGUGCAGACAUUUGGGCACUGAGCACCUACCUGAGGCCAGUGGCACCAUCUUUAAAGCGGGAUCAUCAGCAGGAGACUCUUUCCUUUUGUUGUAGGGAGGGGCAAGGCUGUCCCCAUCUUGGUGUUUCUAACAGCUUCCUAAUGAUCUCAAGUUCUCUUCUGUGGUCAUCGUGGCCAGAGCACCUUGUGUGGACCGUCUAGUAUUGUUUGGCUUCCAGCAGAACCUGAGCCACAGCACUCUGUGCACGUACAUCUGUCCUACAUGACCAUGGAGAGCCUCAUAAUGGUGGGCUCUUGGGCUGAUUUGAAUGUGUGUUCUCCUCGCUGCCCCACCUCCCCCCAUCCUGCUCAAAGAGAAGGUGAUCCAGAACCCAUUUAAGUUCAUAGUAGUAUUUUUCUAUUCUGAUCAUGAAGCAAACACAAAACUUAAUAAAAGUAUUUUCUGACAUGGG